GUAAGCGUUGUAAAAGGAAGACGACCACAGUGAGCUGAUCAGCAGAGGGAGUGUCAGACUCAGACAAACAGAAACUCAUUCAGCUCAGGUGCAGACAGAAAGUCCAGCAGGGAUCCAGCAUGCGGGCUCUGGUGGUGGUGUUGCCUCUGCUGUUGUCUGCGGCGUUGCAGGUGCAGCAGGUGAGGGCGGAGGUGAAGGCGGUGAAGCUGUGUGGGCGAGAGUUCCUGAGGGCCGUGGUUUAUACCUGCGGGGGCUCGCGCUGGAGGAGAUUCCUCACUGAGACUGACAUGGACGUUCCAGGUGAUCGCAGCAGUCUGGAGGAUCUGAGCAGCAUUAAUUCAGGCUCCCAGCUGACCAGACGAGACAUAAAUAACAUGCUGACCACCGUGUGCUGCCAGGUGGGCUGCAGGAAGAGCGACCUCACCUUCCUCUGCUGAGGUGCCCGCCCCCCCCCUCUCUCUCUCUCACUUCUACAUCACUGUCCAAGUGACCAAAGUGACUCUGAAAUCUGAAAUCUGAAUCCAAAUGCUGACGUUAAAUAAUCAAUGUAAUUAUUGUAGUGGAUGCACAUUAAUCCUGGCUGCUAUUUUUGUAUUUCCUUUUAAAUUUUUGUAGAUGCAAAUAUGACAAUUGAGCAUCUGUGAACAUGUUUCUGAGACUUAGUUGGAAGAUUUUACACGUUUAACCAAAAGAAUGUAUGAAAUCAUGAUGAAUCAACCCAUGGGAAUUAGGAAGUAAAGCUAAAGUGCGCUCAGGGAUGAUGUCUGUGAAGGUUCUCAGUCGUCAAAGCUUGAUCCAAAAGGUAACUGGACCGGUUGAAGAUCUCAGCUAACGACUCAUUAGCAUGCUAAUGAUCCACAGAGGCUUACAUUUCUAGCUCUGUCCACCAGAUAGUUUAGAAACUGAAAAAGCCUUUCAGAGGAGAAACAUCUUCAACCAGUCCAGUCGCCUUUUGGAUCAAGCUUCGAACUCAGGGAUGAUAUUCAAGCAGGCAAACAGGAAACAGAUGUCUGCGCCUCAGUCUAAGUCUCUGCUUUGAUGUAUUUAUAAGAAAUUUUGUUGAAUUUUGUCAUUUCACUGUUUUUUGUUUUUUUUCGCAAAUAAAUGUUCUUGCACAAU
Labrus mixtus (cuckoo wrasse) is the source of this 1119-nucleotide messenger RNA. It is a transcript of the gene insl5a, whose product is annotated as insulin-like 5a. Bases 120 to 437 code for a protein of 105 amino acids. Lineage: Eukaryota; Metazoa; Chordata; Actinopteri; Labriformes; Labridae. The transcript has 2 exons. Gene Ontology annotation, molecular function: hormone activity. Gene Ontology annotation, cellular component: extracellular region. The record is from RefSeq and is a predicted model, not a curated record.